UUUCACAUCACUGACCCGUGAGGGGGAGAGAGAGAGAGAGUAUUACCAAUAUGAAAGGCUAUUAUAAAGAUUGGAACAAGUGUAGAAAGUAGAAAAUCUCUCCUGCUUCGGUGGAGAUUUGACAAAGAAAGCUCUCUUUUGGCCAUUCUUGUAAAGGCUCUGUUAUAGGUUGUUGGAAAGAAGCUUUUUCUCCAAUGGAGAUAUCUUCCAUUAGUGGGUUAAGUGAACUGGAAAUGGAGGAUCCCAGCUUCAUAGAGCAGUGGCCAAUGAACUCCAUUGAUGAUUUGAGCUUAUUACCUCUGGUAGCUGCAUUUGGAGAGAAUUAUAUGCAACAUUCUUUGAUCAAUAACCUAAAAAUCCCUAUGGACACUUCUUCUUCUACUACAACCAUUGUUAGACCCACGAAGCAACUCAAACCAAAUCCACUUCAUAAUUUGCCAAACCCACAACCUUCUUUUUCUCCUAAUAACAUUCUUUCUUUUGCCAAUUCAAAUCAACUAAUGGGAUCGAUAGUUAAGCCUAAAGAGGAGGCAGUACUGUGUUCUAAAAGCAUCAAUAACACUACUCCCCCUUCUGAUAUGCUCAUUCCUCAAGGUUCUAUUAUGAACCAAAAUUAUAUGUUCAAGGCUUGUCAAGGAGCUAAGAGGAUCAACACCAACAAUGGUAGACUUUCUCAAAGCCAAGAUCAUAUUAUAGCAGAAAGAAAGCGGCGAGAGAAGCUUAGUCAAAGAUUCAUAGCGUUGUCUGCUAUAGUUCCUGGUCUCAAGAAGAUGGACAAGGCUUCUGUUCUUGGAGAUGCUAUAAAGUACUUGAAACAAUUGCAAGAGAGAGUUAAGACACUUGAGGAGCAAACAAAGAGAAAAACCAUGGAAUCUGUAGUUAUUGUGAAGAAAUCUCAACUGCUUUUUUGUGAGGAUGAUAGUUCUUCCUCAGAUGAGAGUUUCUCCAAAGGCCCAUUUGAUGAAACUUUACCAGAAAUUGAAGCAAGAAUUUGUGACAAACAUGUUCUUAUAAGAAUCCAUUGUGAGAUAAGGAAAGGAGUUUUGGAGAAAACUAUAGCUGAAGUCGAGAAACUCCACCUUAAUAUCAUCAAUAGCAGUGUUCUUACUUUUGGGAGUUCUGCUCUUGAUGUUACUAUUAUUGCUCAGAUGGAUAGUGAAUAUGAGAUGUCAGUGAAAGAUCUUGUGAAGAAUCUACACUCAGCUUUCAAGUUUUUCAUGUGAUCAAGAAGCCUCAAGGUUUCAACUCACAUCUGCAAGAAACAAUCUCUUUUAAGUUCUAUGCUGCUGCUAGAACAAUCCUCUUUUAUAAAAAUAUAGAGUAAGAUAUACAGAAUCAGUCAAAAUGAGGCCUGUAAUGCUCCAUCAUUUUAGACCAGUAAGCUUGUUUUACUGUGAGAUUCAUUUUGCAGGAGGGUUUUUUUAACCAGUCAGUUUUGCAUGGUUAAAUUAAUUACCAUGUUCAACACCCACCUGUUUUAAAAUAGUAAUCUCACAGCUUGUUUGGGAUUUUUUUUUUUUUUUUAAUGUUUUUGUGGGAGGUUGAUGUAUAAUUAUUCUUCCCUUUCCUUUUCAGGGCCACCUAAGGUGGUUGAACAGGGAAAAAUGGUUUUUUUAGGUGUGUAGACAAACAGGCCUUUGUUGAAGUUUGUUGUUUGGUUUUGUCAAUGUUUUAGAGGCAUAUAGUCGUAAGCCUCUUUUUCUUUGUAAUGUCUAAUGGUUUGUAACAAUGUGGUUGACAUUAAUGGAAUAAUUAUUAUGGCUUAAUAAUUUUAUGAUUUUUUUAUUA
Messenger RNA from Jatropha curcas, 1788 nucleotides. Its product is annotated as transcription factor bHLH25. Gene Ontology annotation, molecular function: protein dimerization activity. NCBI's taxonomy places the organism in Eukaryota, Viridiplantae, Streptophyta, Magnoliopsida, Malpighiales, Euphorbiaceae. The record is from RefSeq and is a predicted model, not a curated record.